AUGAAUGUCGCUGUCCCCUCUGCAUGGCUCGCCACUUUUGUCGAGCAGUGCCUCGGCUUUUACCUUGGCCAGACUUCGCGGAAUGGCAUCAAUGUGGAGGAUGACGGAGCUACAUUGAGUUUUAGCAAGCCCGGGCUCAAUUCCGAGGCUGUGGUUCUGGAGUGGAGCGUAGAAUCCCCGCGCGACAGCGCACUGUUGAUGGAUGCCGAUAAUCAGAUUCUCGCGAUGUUUCCUCGCGAAUUGUCCGAUCCAACCCAACUGCAGGCACCAAACCCACAUUCAAAUGAAACUAGCCCCCGAAAGCACCUAAUACAGCUUAUGGACUUUGCGUUGAUCUUCACGUACUCGACGUCUACCCCCGAUGUGCACCUCAAGGUAAAUCGCUUCUGCAUCAAGUGGCAAGAAGGACUUGUGAAAUUUACGCCUGCGAAAAAGUUAAGGAAAAAUCAAGUCGUGAAGGUCUUGCUGGACAGGGCCAAACAGGCAGCCAAGAGCAGCCGCCCAGCUAUCAAGCCAAAUGGAUCACGCAGCCCACCGUCGAAGUCCACUGGGCCUGUAGAUCAGCAUAUGCCCCAAUCAAGUCUUUCCCCAAGCAGCACUCUGAAGGAAAGAGAAACACAGCAAAUUUUCUCUCAAAUUCCCGUUCAGGUGCCCGUUCACGAUCACGACAUGAUCCAUUAUAACGCGAACAUGGACCGCUCUCUCACACGUGGGACCGCCGAACUCCUUCAGCAUCUUGGUCCCAAUCCGCAACCAAGCUCAAUAACAUCCGUGGGAUGUUCAGUACACACGCAAACGCAAAUAAACGGGUCUGUGACGAGCAGAAGCCCUCUCCGGGUGCUCGCUGGUGGAGAACCAAUUGCGAAUGGCGCUCAGCACUCCCCUCCGCUGGAAAAUCGCACUUUUCGAGAAGACUCCAUCUCGUCUCAGCCGCAGAAUGGAACUACAGCCCUUUGCCCGCUAGAUUCCAAUGAGCCUGACGAUGCGCAGUUUGCGUCCAAAGUGGCCAAUCGCUCGCCUUCGCGAAAACGACAUCGUGAUAGUGUGGAUCUUCAAUCACAGCCCAAUUGUGCCGAGAGUCACGUUCUCCAGCCGCCCCAAGAGGCAACAGGAGAUUUGCCAUCCAAAAAAAGACAGCGCAUCGAGUCCAUACAAGAGAGAUCACCAGGGCCUGUCGCAGCCUAUGAGCCUCCCUUUGAAAUACAUCACUUGAAGAAUGACCAGCAGGUCAAUGCCGAUGAUAUCCCCGUAAUCGAUCCCCCGCUGCCUAGAAUGAACCCAUGGCAAGGGCUUUCCAAAAUACCAGCGAGCGAUGUCAAUAUUCCCAAAGACCAACUUGAUCUCUUAGAUGGAAAUCUAUGCUGGAUCCCUCCAGCGCCAGGCAGCCCCGAACCUCAUGGACAUGUGCCGCCUUGGCUUCUCACGCAGUGGAACAGCAUCGCUCAGCGGAGGCACCAAUCGGCUAAGGAAGAUGUACACAAGAAAACAUUCAGUCGGUCUGCUACCCCAAUCUCAACCCAAGAAACCACCUCAAUCUCCGAAUGUGAACCCGAGGAAGAAGAAGUAUACUCAUGGUCGGGAAGCUCUGCCCACGGGAGUCCACGGAACUUGCCUCCGGAAAGCAGCCCUAUAAGGCAGCCCAUGUCACUGCGGACAGAUGCCGGUCCCAGCGCUGACGACUAUAUCCCUGGUCGGAAAGCGGAAAAUGAUAACCCGAGACGGCCAAGUGACUCCGAUGAAAUAUUGCAGCCUCAUAGAAACAAGAAAGGAUAUCCUCGGAAUGUGUCUGGGGGCGCUGUCUUUGAACCCAUUCCGACAAAUGAACCAGAAAACUGGAAAUCAGACAAUGUGACGACUUCAAUCCAAAGCAGUCUGAAGGAUCUGGGCCAUUCCGGUGAUGUGGAAAUGCAAGACUCGCCUGUCAAGCCUGUCAGCCAGAACUUUGACCGAGGUCCUAUGCUUUCUGCUGAGGAGUCACUCACAGCCUCGGACACCCCAGAAUCUGUCGUCGAACAGCUUGAAAAUGGAUCGGAAUCAGAAAGUGACGAUGAGUCGGUGAUGGAGAAUUCGAUUCCUUUUGCGCUUGGCGAAAGCCUGCCACCCACACAAUGCAGUCAGGCCGAGCAAGAGCCCGUAGGCUCGGCUUCCUCGCAUUCCGGGAUCAUUAGAUAUCACGUCCAGGUCGCCGUGACUCCUCUGACGAUACACAAUCGACUAUACCAUGGAAACCCUGAUAAUGAACAAAAGGAGCCUGGCGCUCCGUAUCCACAGUUCUCCUCCCAGGGCAACAAACCUUCUUCGCAGUCACGAGUACCGGAUACAUGCCUUUAUCCUGGGAGUUCCGAGAGAAGUCAGUCGACUCAUGAGACAACAGAAUCAUCUUCACUUCGUACGGAGGCUGUUGCGUCUCCGGUCGAGAUUGCCGUGCCUCAGACACAACCCAGCACCAUGAACUCUCACUCUCAAGACACUUCUUCCCAUUCGCAACAUGGAGUUGUGCUCGAUUCUUCGGAACCUGCCCACUGCCACCAAGAUUAUUCCUCCCCGGGCUCAACCUUUAAUGUCAAGCCAUUAAGCCAGCUGUGUGCGAGUUCUGCCGAUUUGGCCUCCUCUCUGCUUCAUGAGCCCACCCUCCAGCUCAUGACGCAGGGCUACUCCAAUGACCCUAAAGGUUCAUCGCAAGUGUCUCCAAUGGGGUGUUACAAUCCUUCAGAUGCCGGCCAAGAUCAGACCCUGUCUAAAAGCCUACAAGACAUGACACGAGACACGCAACACACUAGUCAAGCUAUGCCUGCCACGCAGAGUGCUGAGCUAGUUGCUCGUCGCCUGGGCUUUAUUGGUGACCCGGAAAAAUCAGCCGAGGCGCAGCAAGUAUACAAGCAAUUCUGCACUGACUAUCCUAGCUACGCCGGCGACUAUGGUCACUUCACUGAGCUUUGCUCCAAACUGCAAGACGUUCGUGCGCAAGGUCUGCUACAACAGUCCAACAUGUGGGAUGACUUCAUCAUCAUGAACCUUCAGCGAUAUCCUUCCUACCUAGAAGAGCACACAUCCCGGGAUCCCACCGAGACUUUGAAAUAUGAGCUCUACUUCACUUCAAACUUCUCCCGACCAGUGAACAAGAGACGUAGUCUAUCAGGCUACGGCAUCGAAGUGGCUGCAUCCCAGUUUGUUCCACAUGAUAUAGAGUCUCUCCUCGCUAGCAGCCAGGCGUAUGCUCCCUCACAAUUCAUCCAGGGGGAAGCCAUGGACACACUUGCAACGAGUUCUGCGGAUAGGUUUUCACACUUCCAUGCACACUUGUCUGGAGGAUCCACCACAAGCGCUCUUUAUGCCUUCGAUGGCCACUUGAAUCCUACUCAAACGGAUUCUGACACAUCAUCAGCCAUCGUCAAACUUGAAGGCUCCGAAAUGAACCCGGACGAGGCGGUGUAUACCCAAGCAAUUCCGACGAAUUCGCUCGACGAAAACCCCGCUCUCCUCAACUUCUGGUCAGAUGCGGCCGCCUAUAUUCAAGCCAUAGAAACCCAAAAGCCCAACACCCAAGGGGAGCUGGAUGAUGUUAGCUUGGUCGAGGUUGAGGAAACCGACCAUGAAGAGAUCGACGCGGACGAUACUCGCCACGAAACCGCAAGUGUUGAGCUCGGGGAUGAAACUUUCGUCUCAGCCACGGACGAGAUUCCCGAAACUGAACCUGAGGCCGAACUUGAGAGCGAAGAAGAAAACUGGUUCAUGUCGCUGCGGCACAUGUGGACCAAUACUGGGCCAGCCUGGUCCGACCACCCAGGAACCCCGCUCAAGGCCUGGGCCGAAGCUGACCAGAAUGUGUUGAGCGAGCGACACCGGCGCGGGGGAGCAAAAGUCCUUUUAAAUGAAAAGGGCGUGAUUCGUCGGCCGAUUCACCGGUGA
Molecule: messenger RNA, 3909 nt
Organism: Penicillium canariense
Lineage: Eukaryota; Fungi; Ascomycota; Eurotiomycetes; Eurotiales; Aspergillaceae
Exons: 2
Coding region: 1-3909 (1302 amino acids)
Source: RefSeq, a predicted model, not a curated record